Molecule: messenger RNA, 4250 nt
Organism: Guyanagaster necrorhizus
Lineage: Eukaryota; Fungi; Basidiomycota; Agaricomycetes; Agaricales; Physalacriaceae
Product: ras GEF
Exons: 10
Coding region: 117-4094 (1325 amino acids)
Biological process (GO): Ras protein signal transduction
Cellular component (GO): plasma membrane
Molecular function (GO): protein binding; guanyl-nucleotide exchange factor activity
Source: RefSeq, a predicted model, not a curated record
GAUGUGUUCUCGAUAUUCAGUCUCACGUCCGUGCUAGCAGUUCCUCAUUCUCUCUUUUUGCACCUUAUAAUUUCCUCGUCGGCUGCUUGGCCGCCUGGCAGUGGUACCAGCGCUGAAUGGCAACGGUCGCGGUCCCUAUAUUCGGCGGCCAUCACGCUUCUUUUCUGCCCAACUCGACCCAAUCUUCUUCGGCGGCUGUCGGUACCUCCCCCCAGUCCCAGUCAGCUCAGAUGCAAGACCAGGACCUUUCUGAAGAAUACCCUAUUCUGUAUUGUCGUGCCCUCUAUGACUACGAGGCCCAGGACGCAUCAGCUCUGUCGUUCCGGAGAAACGAUAUUAUCGAGGUCUUGACGCAACAGGCCUCGGGAUGGUGGGACGGCUUACUAAGGGAAGAGAGAGGCUGGUUCCCGUCAAAUUAUGUGACCAUCAUUUCGGAGGAGGACGCAGAGCUGGCGCUUACUGGAUCCGAUUUCUCGAACACGGACGCCUCGGGGAAUAGCAACCAACGUCAUUCCAUUGUUGACAUAUCGCACGCCAUGAUGAGGGGCUCUCAAUCAGAUAACGAAGAAUGGUUGGACAGUGAACUGAACGGGGCUGGGAGCGGGAUCGACGACCUGGCAAAUUCGAUGUGGGAGGCUGGUUCAUCCAGUGAUUUCUGGAUGCCACAAGUAGAUCCUAAUGGGCAGAUAUUCUACGUUAAUACGAAAACCGGCCAGCAGUCUCGCGACCUUCCGCAGGAGACGGAGGACGAAAUAUCGGACAGCGAUUUAGUUGCACUCACGUCGCAGGCCAGUUCACGUUCCGGUGCGAGUGCGAGACUCGCUUUCGGGUCUAACAAUACAUUUGAGCCCGCCGCCAGUGACUCCGAUACGACUGGUAACAUGGCAGGCUUUGGGCUCCCUCGUCGCUCGGGGACACCGGAACCAUGGAUCAAGAAGCUUGCAGAUGAUGGGAUGUCCUACUUCUACUAUAAUAAAGUCGAUGGCAGCGUUCAGUGGACGCGACCAGAGGCACCUCGAAACCAUUCUUCCAAAACACCGACUCAGCCAUCACAGACCACGUCUUCCUCUGCACCGUUUCAUUCAUUUCAGCCAGGAGAUACGAAUAGGUUUAGCCUGUAUUCCGAUAGCUCCGACAUUCAACCUUUUGAUAAUGUGUCCAGUGUUCGGCCAGACACGAAUGGGCAUCCCGAGCCGUUGCAGCGACCGGCUUAUGUUGACUCUCUCGUCAUGGAACUCACCGGCGCCGAACGAAUAGCCCAAUUGCUUCAGAAGGCAUUGGCACCUCCACCUGCCGAAGUUCUGACAGACUUAUCCGCGAUUGCAAAGAAUGCUAUCCAAGCGGUAGUGGAUAACAUCCAGUUGAAUGGUAUCGUGCGCAGAACAGAAAAUGAUAGGAAAAUGGACGAGAUGAUUCAUGCUGUUGUUUUGGCGGUUCGGAAUCUCCUUUAUGUGUCUGCCAUCCCUGCUGGUCAAAUCCCGAACCACCUCCUUCCCCGGAGCGUCCAUGAACGUGAAGUUAAAGCCACACAGCCGACUCCUCCAUCUCCGCUGAAGCCAGCUCAACGAAAAGUAACGGCGACAUUGUCUCGCCUCGUGUUGUCGGCACGUGCCAUGCAAUACGAUUCGGGUUCAUCACUCUCAGAUACUUUGAAUCGCAUUGAAGUUGAUGCGGAUGAACUCGAACGUGCUGUCAUAUCGUUUGUGUUGGAGGUGCAAAGAAACCGUUCUUCUUCUGUAUCGGAAAAGUCCGACAAGCGAUUGCACGGAGUCUUCUCCACCGCUAACAUCGGUUUGGGCCUUGUGGGAGCCGGCGCAGCAGGAACAUGGAAAGGUUUCGGUUGGGUGUCACUGGAAGCUGACGAACAGAAUCCGCAGAAAGUUUUAAGCGCCGAAGUUGCAAAUGAAGUAGGAUCCCAUGUGGCCCAACUGAAUCACCAGUUUGUCCAGCUCGGCACCACCCUAAAAUCACUGGACUUCGGUGCAGUUCGAUCACAGACAAAAGAUUUCAUCGCGCAGGUGUCGUCGUUCCUGUGCUUUGUCACAAAUAUCCAUAUUGCACGCCAUGUCGAUAUCGAUGGAAUACGGCAAGAGUCAAAUCAUGUUCCAAAUGAUUUGUAUGUUCCGAGUGUCAUCAACGCUCGAUUACUCGUUCGGACCUUGGAAUGCGCUGUGCAAGCUCUAUACGAUGAUGGCGCGGCCCUAUUUUUGGCAUCUCAGUCAUGGCGGGAAGGAGACGCCCAUGCCGUUUUUGACUACGCUGACAUGAUUGAGGCGUCGAUCCAGGCUAACUUGACUGUUGUCCAACAAGCGCUCGAUGAUCUUUUGUCGAUUGGUCAUGACCAGGCAGAAAUUGGCCAGGGUGAUUACAAUGGAUCGAUUGAAUGGCGCAUGUCGCGUUUGAGUAUCAUUGAUACUCAGCUUGGAGGUUCCGGAGGUUCUGCACGUCCAGUAUCGCCUAUGCCUGGCGAAUAUGAGACACCUGGAGACGACGUGGUCGAUAUAGGAUAUGUAUUCAGCAGACCGCCAGCCGCAGACCGCGCCAGCUAUCCAAGGCCUUAUCAUACACCGAAUGCCUCGAUGACGGUCUCUAUGAAUGGUAAUUCCUUCGCCGAAGCAACGGAAGAGACGGUGGUCGGAUACGAAGACGACGACGUGCAUUCUACAUUUCCGCAUGAUGAACCCAGUCCAUUCUAUGACGAAACGCAACCGCCAAAGACUCAGCGGAAAAAGGAUCUCAAGGGUCUUCUUGGUGACGAGUACAAGGAAGCACCUGAGCCUCCCGAAACACCAUGGUAUCUGCUUCCUAAGUACGAUCCAGAGGAUAUUUUGAUUGAUACCGACAACUCUGUUCGUGGAGGGACUGUACCUGCCUUGGUGGAGCGACUAACAGCCCAUGAACAAGCUGAUCGUGCCUUCAUCAAGGCCUUUAUGAUGACCUUCAAGUCCUUUACAACGGUUGACACGUUGUUCGAUUUACUUGUUCGGCGUUUUAGGAUACAGCCGCCACCAGAUCUGAAUCCAAAAGAGCUGGAAAAUUGGGCAACACUAAAGCAGCGCGUUAUUCAGAUGAGGGUCCUAAACACAUUUAAGUCAAUGGUAUUGGAUGACGAUAUUCUCGAAAAGGAGGACGUGCACAUCCUGCAGCAGAUGAAGGAGUUCAUAUCAUCAGAUGAGGUAUCUCAUUUUGCGGCGGCGAAGCAAUUGAUGCUUCAUAUCGAGAGAGCGCAAAAGGGCGGCGAUCGCGUCAAAAUCGUCCCGGUAAAUCUCACCCAGGCGCCGCCUCCUAUAUAUCCUAAACAGAACAAGAAGCUAAAGUUGGCGGAUAUUGAGCCUUUGGAAUUGGCCCGACAGCUCACUAUAAUGGAGAGCAAUUUAUUCCAGCGUAUCAAGCCUAUGGAGUGUUUGCAACGAGCACGCGAACAAAAGACUGAAAACUCUGAUAAUAUCACCACUGUAAUCCAUGCAAGUAAUCGAAUUGCAGACUGGGUUGCGGACUCUAUCCUUACUAAGGAAGAUUCCCGACGUCGUGCCUCAACAGUCAAGCAUUUGAUUAGCGUGGCUGAUCGCUGUCGCACGUUGAACAAUUUCUCUACCAUGAUCGCAAUAACAUCUGGACUGAACACUCCACCCAUUCGACGGUUAAAGCGAACAUGGGAGCAAGUCAGCCAACGAUACUUGGCUCAGUUUGGUGCCUGCGAAAUGACUAUUGAUAGCAACAAGAACUUUAACAAGUACCGUUCUUUGAUGGCGACUGUGACCCCGCCCUGCGUACCUUUCAUUGGUGUGUUUCUAUCAACACUACAGUUCAUUCAGGAUGGGAACCCCGAUAACCUUCCAGGCGGUCUGGUCAAUUUCAAAAAGCGUCAAAAAGCAUCGGAAGUCAUCAGCGAUAUCCAACGUUGGCAGGCCCAAUCGUUCAACUUCCAGCCAAUACCCACUAUUCAGCAGUACAUUGAAGAUUCAUUAUCACAAUUCAAUGAUACGACUAAGGCUACCAGCGACAUGUUCUGGGCACUCAGCUUGGAACGGGAACCUAGGGAGAGGGAGGAUGAAAAGAUGGCCCGGUUACUUCAAGAGAGCGGAUUUUUGUAGUGUGUUAAUUUCUUUUUUGCUUUUAUUGACGGGACGGUGCUUUUUGGCAAUCUGUAUUAUUGUUAAUCCUGGUACUGGUCUGUAUAUGCUUGUUGUGUACAGUAGAAUGACAUCUUCUAGAAACACUCUUUUUUCUGCAUCAUGCUAGCGUGGUAU